AUGAGCUGGAAAGGGUUCAAAAAGGCGCUGGAGCGAAUGCCCCACCAGCUGCAAUCCAAGAUUGGCCGCGGUGCAAAAACAGUCGACACAGAUUUCGACGACCUCAAGGCGCGCUUCAUCGAGCUCGAAGCCGACACCAAACAACUAUUUGCGCAAACAGCCCAGUUCCGGGACAGCAUCCGCGCGACCCUCCUCUACCAGACCUCCUAUCUUGAGCAAAUCCUCGCUGUCUAUCGCCCCAUCAGCACGGACCCGGAUGGCACUGCGCAACCAGUUGGCAGCUACGUGGACGAAGGUGCGUCGCCGGAACUCCUGCGGGUAGCAGAGGAAUUCCACCGCCGUGUAGUGGCAAUUAAGCAAAGCAUUGAGCCGCAGCUGAGCUCCCUCGAUAUUUCCAUCGUGGGGCCGAUUCAGGAAAUGAUGGCGAUGAUGCGCAAUGUGCACAAGGUUAUCCAAAAGAGAGACCACAAAAUGAUGGAUUAUGACCGGCACCGCGUGGCUGUGGAGAAGGCAGAGGCCAAGGAGUCCACCGAUGGCCAUCGCAUGCUUUCGGAAGAAAAAUCCUACCAGAAGAAUUCUGCGCAGUACCAGGAUGCCGCCCGCCAGUACACGUACUUUAACGAUAUGUUGAAGGCUGAGUUGAAGCAGAUGCUGGAUUUGAGGCAGGCCUUUAUUGAUCCUAUUUUUGUCAAGUUCUUUAGGAUCCAGCAUCAGCUUUAUGAUAGCCUGUUUAGGGAGUUCUCGGACGCAGCGAGGAAUUGCCCGGCUUUUGACUUAACCACGCCUGUGGUAGUUGGGUGGCAGAACAAGUGGGCGAAGGCGGAGCAGAGCCUGUCCGCUAUUGAUCUGUGGGGUCACGGAAACAUGGUUGUAGUGCCUGUAAAGCUGGACGAGAGCAAGGCGGGCAUGAUGGGUACCGUUAGGGGCACUUUUUCUAAGAAGGAUAAGCCAGCUGGUUAUAAGCCUGCGGCGGCGGGCAUAUUUGCAUCACAGGGGGGCGCUACACCACCGUCUGGUUCCUCUAGUCCCUACGGUACGGUCAGUCCGUACAAGGGCAAGGAUCUGUUGAAGCAGCAUGCGACACCACCACCGGCAGCGGCAUCACCUUAUAUUGCGCAUACGGCCGCUCCGCUGCCAUCCUAUGGACCAGGCGCAUAUUCUACUGCUCCUGUCGAAAAACCAAUGGCAACAUUGCCUAGUGGUAGUGGUAGCAGCGGUGCGCAGUAUGUUGAGGCGUUGUAUGAUUAUGUAGCUCAGGCGCAAGGUGACUUGGAGUUCAAGGAAGGCGAUAGAAUCGAGUUGUUGAAGCGGACGGAGGCAAAGGAUGAUUGGUGGACAGGCAGGCUUCGUGGUGUUGUUGGCGUGUUCCCUGGGACAUACGUGACCGAUCCCAAAUGA
This is a messenger RNA of Kickxella alabastrina, 1398 nucleotides long. RefSeq lists its product as uncharacterized. Gene Ontology annotation, molecular function: lipid binding; protein binding. The transcript has 2 exons. Bases 1 to 1398 code for a protein of 465 amino acids. The record is from RefSeq and is a predicted model, not a curated record. Gene Ontology annotation, biological process: plasma membrane tubulation; actin cortical patch localization; endocytosis. Gene Ontology annotation, cellular component: Rvs161p-Rvs167p complex; actin cortical patch; mating projection tip. NCBI's taxonomy places the organism in Eukaryota, Fungi, Kickxellomycota, Kickxellomycetes, Kickxellales, Kickxellaceae.